Molecule: messenger RNA, 1864 nt
Organism: Juglans microcarpa x Juglans regia
Lineage: Eukaryota; Viridiplantae; Streptophyta; Magnoliopsida; Fagales; Juglandaceae
Product: amino acid transporter AVT6A-like
Exons: 5
Coding region: 211-1578 (455 amino acids)
Biological process (GO): amino acid transmembrane transport
Molecular function (GO): amino acid transmembrane transporter activity
Source: RefSeq, a predicted model, not a curated record
CAAGAGCCAACCAAACACGCGUGAUUCUCGUGCGAAUUUUUUAUUAUUCUAUUUUUCAAUUUCCAUCUCUCCAACUCCCUCAAUCAUACACCUUUUGGAUUGGAUAAGAACGCAGACACAGAACGUUAGCAAUUACUUUUAACACUUUUCGUUCUUUUGUUCAGUUUUUUUUUUUCCCCGACUGGAAAAGUAGCAGUAAUACCAAGAACCAUGACCACUGACAAGAAGGAAACAAAGAAUACAAGAAAAUCAAAGCAACCCAUCAACGAGAAGUCACCCCUGUUGCCAGAGAAGCAUGCAAGCGAGGAGUUCAAGGGGGCACCAUUUGCUGGCGCAGUGUUCAAUCUUUCUACUUCUAUUAUUGGGGCUGGAAUUAUGGCACUGCCCACCACCAUGAAGGUGCUGGGUCUUGGGCUGGGGCUCGGUAUGAUAGUUUUUGUUGCUGUACUGACAGAGGCCUCGUUGGAGAUGCUGCUGAGGUUCAGUAGGGUGGGGAAGUCAGAGUCUUAUGGGGAGGUGAUGGGGGAUGCUUUCGGAGUUGUUGGGAGGAGGCUGCUUCAGAUUUGUAUCUUGCUUAACAAUGUUGGCACGCUGAUUGUUUACAUGAUCAUCAUUGCUGAUGUGCUUUCUGGGACAUCUUCAAGUGGAGUUCACCAUGCUGGUGUAUUGGAAGGAUGGUUUGGUGAGCAGUGGUGGAACAGUCGUACCUUCGUUCUUCUUGUUACAACCAUUGUUGUAUUUGCUCCAUUGGCAUGCUUUAAGCGCAUAGAUUCAUUGAGACACACCUCUGCUUUAGCAGUUGCACUGGCAAUUGUUUUUCUAAUUAUAACUGCAGGAAUCACAAUUCUCAAAUUGUUUAACGGAAGCGUUGCCAUGCCCAGGUUGCUGCCUAAAGUUACUGAUAUUACAUCCAUCUGGAGUCUAUUCACGGCUGUCCCCGUUCUUGUGACAGCAUUCAUCUGCCACUUUAAUGUGCAUACGAUAGACAAUGAACUUGAAGACUCUUCCCUAAUACAACCAGUUGUGAAGACAUCAUUGGCUCUGUGUUCUAUUAUCUACAUACUGACGAGCUUUUUUGGUUUCCUCCUUUUUGGUGACUCGACUCUUGAUGAUAUAUUGGCCAACUUUGACACCAACCUUGGCAUCCCAUACAGCUUUCUGCUUAAUGAUGUUGUUCGCAUCAGCUAUGCCCUCCACCUCAUGCUUGUUUUCCCGAUUCUCUUCUAUCCAUUGCGCAUCAAUUUAGACGGCCUCUUCUUUCCUGCUGCCAGGCCUUUGGUUGCAAAUAACAUAAGGUUUGGGUUGAUCAGCAUUGGGCUCCUUUUGCUUGUCUUCUUGGGUGCAAAUUUUAUACCCAACAUUUGGUAUGCUUUCCAGUUCACUGGAGCAACUGCUACAGUUUGCAUUGGAUUUAUCUUUCCUGCAGCCAUUGCUCUCAGGGAUCCUCAUGCAAUAGCGACAAAGAAAGACAAGAUCUUAUCUGUUUUCAUGGUUAAUCUGGCCGUGUUUUCGAAUUUGGUGGCCAUAUAUAGUGAUGCCUACACAAUAUUCAAAAAGAAUGUGAACACAAACGCAUGAUUUCUCUUGGUUUCUCAUAGUGACAUGGAGGACGAACAGGGGUUUUUCCCAUCAUUUUUAGAAGAACCACACUGCUAGGCCUCACAUCGAAUGAAUUGAACAAGUGGAAGAACAACAUUCUACAAAUCGAUCCAAUUGACCAGUUUUGUGUUCUUGGUGUAGUGGUGUCCCUAAAUACUCAUGUCACUGUCACUUGCAUUUGUAUUCCUUAACUUAUCUCAUACUUGUUACAAUAUAUAACUUGGGAAAUGUGUAAUUUUGCUCCGAGAAAGUCACGUUAUCCUCU